Nipponia nippon (crested ibis) is the source of this 165-nucleotide messenger RNA. NCBI's taxonomy places the organism in Eukaryota, Metazoa, Chordata, Aves, Pelecaniformes, Threskiornithidae. The record is from RefSeq and is a predicted model, not a curated record.
GGACUGGUGGCACUGGUGACCGGUGGUGCCUCGGGACUGGGACGAGCCACGGUGGAACGACUGGCGGAGCAGGGGGCUCGGGUGGUCCUCCUCGACUUGCCCACCUCGCCGGGGCUCCAAGUCGCCAAGGAGCUGGGAGAACGUUGCGCCUUCGCCCCCGCCAAC